Messenger RNA from Doryrhamphus excisus (bluestripe pipefish), 3007 nucleotides. The record is from RefSeq and is a predicted model, not a curated record. NCBI's taxonomy places the organism in Eukaryota, Metazoa, Chordata, Actinopteri, Syngnathiformes, Syngnathidae.
AUGAGGUCGUCACGGUUACAUAGAUCGCUGAUCGAUAUUUGCUGCUCUUCCUCUUCCUCGUCCUCACGUUUCGGUUAUUUGGGAAAUGCAAAGAAGAAGCGCUUAAGUAAGAAGAGGCCAGACUUUGAAGUGGGAGCUGGUCCGAGCCGCCAUUUGGUCUCAGUCCACUGCAGAUCUUCCAAGCACCCCCCCCCCCCCCCCCAGACCCCAGACCGCCGAAGUCUGGAACCGAAAGGACGGUUCCAAUUAGGCCGCCCAAUUAGGAACCAGAUGGCGCUUCUCGCUAAUCAAAUCAUGGACGCGAGAAUUUUCAGCAACAUGAACGGAAGAGUCGAACUCUCGCAGUUUUUGAGGGUAACCAAUCAGAGCGUCGACGCCGCUCAGGAGGACAACCGCAAGAACAGGAAGUACCCCUGUCCGCUUUGCGGGAAGCGUUUCCGAUUUAAUAGCAUCCUGUCGCUUCACAUGCGAACGCACACCGGCGAAAAACCAUUCAAGUGUCCGUACUGCGACCACCGAGCCGCGCAGAAAGGGAACCUGAAGAUACACCUCCGGACCCACAAGCAAGGCAUUCUGGGUAAAGGUCGAGGUCGAAUCCGUGAGGAGAACCGGUUGCUACAUGAACUGGAAGAACGUGCGAUACUUCGGGAUAGGCAGAUGCGAUCCGGUCACGUCGCGUCUACACUGCAAAACCCGUCCCCGAGUAACCAACCGGUUGGGUCCACGAAAGUACCGAUGAUCCACGAAGAACCCGCGCAACCUCCGGUUGCCGGAUUCCGUUGCUCGUUCUGCAAGGGCAAGUUCAGGAAGCAACAAGAACUUGAACGGCAUAUUCGGAUCUUGCACAAGCCGUAUAAAUGCACCUUAUGCGAGUUCGCCGCCUCGCACGAGGAAGACCUCAUCGGGCACGUUGAAACCACCCACAUAACCACCGAUUCAAGUCCGGGACAGAAACCUUCAACCGGAACCAACGACAAAGCAAAAACCGUUGGCGAAUUCCCGUGCGAUGUUUGCGGUCAAACCUUCACCCAAGCCUGGUUCCUCAAGGGUCACAUGAGGAAACACAAGGACUCGUUUGAGCACUCCUGUCAAAUUUGCGGCCGGCGCUUCAAAGAACCCUGGUUUCUCAAGAACCACAUGAAAGUGCACCUGAAUAAGUUAGCCUCCAAGGGGAACCGCCCAACAGAAGACCACCAACGCAGUCUUUACUCGCAGUACAUAUCCCGCCUUCAAGACCGGUUCCUCACUUCCGAGAGACCUGAGCAGUCGGACUACAACCAGUUACUCGCCACCGCCGGUGUUGAUUUGAAGGUUCUUGAGAUGUUAAGUCAAGGGGGUCUCGGUUCCUCGACCGGCGCUAAGAACUCAUCCAUGUUGGCCUUAAAUCAGCUUCACUCUCCACUGAGUUCCGCCAAUGUGGACUACCUCCAGAAGGUCAUUUCCACAAGAGAAACCGUGAGGUACCCAAGCUGGCACAUGAUGGCGCCGGCGCUGCAGGUUGAACAUCAGUACAGCUCCUCCUACCUGCCCGAGCGACGCCUCUCAUUGGACGAGGGCACGGCAGGUCUUGGUCUAGACCAAGACGCCAACGCCGGGAGCCGACCCAGCAGUAAAGGUAGUCUGAGUCAUCACGGGACCACCGAGGUCACCCCCCCGGAGACCGGGAACAGCCACUCUGGAAAUGUUCUAGAACGCCGACCGCGGUCUUCUUCUCCAGCUUCAGCUGCAGGCGACAAUUCCUACAAGUGUGUACCCGCCGUCGGUUUCCAGCUGGAACGCUACCGAUUCCCGUCCUGGCAGAACAGCAACGGGAGUUCCAGUCCCAACCAAAACCCAAAAGUCAAAGCCAGGAGUCCAGGAAGUAGUCAGUACCUUCCUGCUGAGAACCACAGUGAUACGAGUCCUUCAUCUGUAAUCACACCCAAGUCCCAGUAUGAGCCUUUGGAUUUGUCGGUGUCCUCGCACCCCACCGUGACCCCCGCUUUGCUACUCCAUAUGUCCGACAUGUUCAGGAAUGGACCCCCCGCCCCCCCUGCGUACACGUGUGACAUUUUAGGGGUAAAAGAAACCGUAAGCGUUUCCGCAGUUGAUGUUGAGAAAGCGGCCCCAAACGGGGUGGAAGUGAUGACAAACGGGGGUCAAGCGGACAAGAUGGGCGAAUGGGCCGCGGCGCCCGAUAACGCGACGCCGGAACCGAUGAGUCCGUAUCCGCAAGUCGGGCUUCUGUCGCUACUGCGGGCUCAGAAGACUCGCGGCGGCGUGCAUCGGAACGAAGUGAACGGCGGAGGGAACGUGAAUAACGGGACAUCAGCUCGGAAGCCGUUCCCGUGCCGCUACUGCCCCUACAGUGCCUCCCAGAAGGGCAACCUGAAGACUCACGUCAUCUGCGUCCACCGCAAGCCCUUCGACAACAGCCUGUACCCCGACCGCCGCCUCCGCCGCUCGCACACGCCCCAGCGGCCCUCCAAAUCGCCUCCGAGCACGGCGGAAGAUAAUCGGGUUGCGGGUAGAGAGCAGAUGAACGCGGCAAGUGGGACUUGAUGUUGUUGUCACGGCAACCACGGAUACAGACAGUUAUUAUUAUUAUUGCUUUGGUUAAAUAGACUGAGACGUUAAGGGGUUCUAUUAUGCACUUUCUUACGUUCUAUCAUAAUAUUACACUUUUUGGGUGUCGGCACACUAAGAACUGAGACUUCCUGUUUGUCGUUUCUUCGGAAAGUGCUGCCGAAAAACAUCACUCGGAGAAAUGGGGAUAUGUACGGGGGAACCAGAUCCCGUUUAACGGAAAACUUUGAUGUACAUUCCAGUGUUUCUCGAAAAUCCGCAGUAUGUAUUUAACUGUAGCAAUGAAGUUGCAUAUAAUAAUAAUAAUAAUAAUAAUAAUAAUGACAAGAAUAAUAAAGUCCACUGUGAUGUGAAAGUGUAACAAUAGCAUUACAUUUUGUCUGUGAGCCGCAUUUAUAAAAUUUAUUUUGAUUUUAAAAAAAAUUCUUUUUACACUUGUAUU